AAUAAAUAAAAUGGAUAAUUAUUUCACAAUCAUAAGUUUACUUGGAUUGAGAAACUAAAAUCUUCCUCCUUUCAGGUUUGAAAUGAUAAAUAUUAUUACAGAGAAGCUCGUUUGAAGAGGUAUAGAUCAAUUAAGAAGAUGGUUGAGUUGAUAGAAACUGCUGGUUGGACAUAGCCUAAAAUUCCAUAUAAUGCUUUUUGCUUAAGUUCCUAAGAUCGUAAAAUAUAUCGUAUUAUUAUUACUUUAGCUGAAUGGGAAGAUGAUAUGACUUAUCCAGUAAUUGAAUACAAUAAAUUUGGCUAUUAAGCUGUAGCUUUUGGAAUUAACUUAGUAUAAAAAUGUAAUUAAAUAUAAUAGUUCCUGUAUGCUUAUAAUUACAAUGUAAUUACACAAAACAUCAGAUUUAGAACAUUUAGAUAUUUAUUUCCAGUAGUCUAAUGUGUGAUAUUUGGAAAAAUAUACUUUGAAUAUAAAUCCGAAUUAACCAAAGUUAAUUUGUUUGAUGAAUAUGUUUAAUUAAGAGCAUAGGAAUUAGUAAAAGAGAAUGAAUAUUUAUUGGAACAUGAAGGUAUCAAUAUAUUUUAUGAAUAUAUUAGAUAUCAAAAGAUUUGUAUGGUGGUAUGAAGAUUAUAAAGAAACAUUAUGUAGAGUUCAUAGAUAAGCUAAUGAUCAUGCUGCUACAGAUUUUAAAGACUCUGAAUUGAUUUUAUAAGAUUUCAUAAGAAGAUAUACUAAUCCUAAUUCAGCUAGACCAUUAAAUAUCUAAGAAAAGGGUGUUUUAUUCUGAAAAUAUUAUUCAUUAAAAAAAAUAAAUAAUGUAGAGU
Molecule: messenger RNA, 824 nt
Organism: Paramecium sonneborni
Lineage: Eukaryota; Ciliophora; Oligohymenophorea; Peniculida; Parameciidae
Source: the annotation of a GenBank genome assembly